Molecule: messenger RNA, 3339 nt
Organism: Oryctolagus cuniculus (rabbit)
Lineage: Eukaryota; Metazoa; Chordata; Mammalia; Lagomorpha; Leporidae
Gene: UFM1
Product: ubiquitin fold modifier 1
Biological process (GO): protein K69-linked ufmylation
Cellular component (GO): cytoplasm; nucleus
Source: RefSeq, a predicted model, not a curated record
UUACUGAGUCUGGAAACGUAUCCAUUUGAUGAGAUCCAUACUUUCUCCUAAGAAAUGAUGUGCUAACGUACUAGCUAUUUGUAACUCGGAGUCCCCGCCCAGCAUGAGCAUCUGGGGCCAACUUUCAGGCAGAUCCUUAGACAGCUGCAGCGGCGGAGGUCCCCAGUUCGCAGAGGGAGACGUGGAGCUGGGCGGGGCGGGGCAGCGUUCUGCAGAGCUGCGGAAGUGGGGCUUCCUGGCGGGGUUGGCGUGGCGUGUCGGUGCCGACCUGCUCUACCAUGUCGAAAGUGUCCUUUAAGAUCACGCUGACGUCGGACCCGCGGCUGCCAUACAAAGUACUCAGUGUUCCUGAAAGUACUCCUUUCACAGCAGUGUUAAAGUUUGCAGCAGAAGAAUUUAAAGUUCCUGCAGCAACAAGUGCAAUUAUUACCAAUGAUGGUAUAGGAAUAAAUCCUGCACAGACUGCUGGAAAUGUUUUUCUAAAGCAUGGUUCAGAACUCCGAAUUAUUCCUAGAGAUCGUGUUGGAAGUUGUUAAUGUCUGCCACUGGAUCCAUACCUGUCACAAUAAAUAUUGAUAUGUUGUGUUGUUGUAAAAUUGAAAUCAGGCAUUUAACAUACUGUGAAAAUACCAAGAGUCCAUGAAAAAUAAUGAAAAGUGGUUUUUCUCUCCCUUGUUUACAUGUUGAUGUGAAGAGGGAAUGCUUAGGAAUUGAGGUUAUGACUACUAUAGAAGGUCAGUCUGAUUGUUGCCUCAAAGCACAAGCAGGUAGUUCAUUUGAAGUAAAUGGAUUAUCAAACUGGAACUGGAGGAUUCUUCUGAUAAUUUUUUCUGAGAACAUUUGGAAAAUUAAAUUUCGCUGAUCUUAAUGUUUGUGUUUGAGUUAAAAAUAUAAAAGGAUUAUGGAUUAUAAAUGGCAGUUUGUUCCAUAGCAUCUGGUUUGCAGACUCAAAUAAUCUGAAUCUUAAACGAUUUGUAGUUCAUGAUGAAGGUGAUAGACAUCAGUGGAUAAGUUAACUGUCUUAACGUCUUAUUUAGGUUGUUUUUAAGUUUCAAAACUUCACCUGUCAUAUAAAUUUCAAUUUGAUAUCAAAGAACUGAAAAAAAUCUUUUAACACUUACGUUUGUUGAUGUUCCACACCAAAUAGUCUUAUUAUCCGCCUUUUGCAGGGAUGGGAAUCAACAGUAUAGAAGCUUCCUUUGCUGUGUUAUGCAUUCCUUUAUCAAUCUCUUUUAAUACAGUUUCAAAUAAAACUUAUUGAGGAUAGUGUUUCUAAAUAGCAUUCAGGACUAAUGUUGCCCAAAAAUCUGAAAUCUACAACAAUGUUAAAGGAAAUGCUAAUGAGUUACACUUAACCUAAGGCCUAACAAAGAAAACACUAAAAUUAGUCACCCAACAGAAUAAAGAGCCAGGAAAGGGAGAGUGGGGAAGCCCUCAGGCAAGGAGGAAAACAGCAAAGAUCAAUAGUGCAGGGGAACAGCAAGCUGUCAGAAACGGCCAGUUGAGUAGAACAAACUCCAGGAGGUAUGUAGGGAAGAUCUGAAAGGGGAUAGUUACCUGACAAAGACACACACACAGAAGGCCAUUAGAGAAAGCAGAGAAAGUGUGGGCCUUGUCAAUGUACAGAUUACAACAUGUCCCUUAGGGCAAUCCAAAGAAUGAUUGUAUUUGUCCUUCCAGAGCGAUUCAGAAUCUGCAGAUCUUGAAAGAUGGAGGCUCCUAGUGAUUCAGAAUCUGCUGUAUUCUAAAUGGUGAACUUGCUGGGGAAGCAUGUUCUUUGGAACUGGAAAUAUAGUAGGCUUCUAAUAAAUACUUGCUGAGUAAUCCAUAAAUUAAGAUCUAUUUUUAUCUUAGUAGGUCUCAUUAGUUUCCUUUUCUCAGGCCCUUGGUUCUUUGAAAAAAACUAAAAUGCAACAGAAUCUUAUGAAUAGUGAUAUGGAUGGUUAAGAUUAAAACCUUACCAAGUCUUGUUUGUAAACUCAACUGAACAGUAGGAUUCUGAGUUACCAAAGGGAACUUUGCUGAGGUAUACUACCAGUGUUAAAGGGAGUUUUUAGAAAAUCUGAUGCUCAAAGGUCCUUGUUUCUUAUAAGUCAAGCAUCAGUUAACCACAAAUUUGUGAAUACCCUUUCCCUGAAACUUUUAGUUUGAGUAUUUUCCAAUAUAUUUGUAGUGAAAAAUCUACUUGUAAUAUUACAUUAAAUAAAUAUAUAAUGUCCUGUGCCAUAAAAUCAUUUAGUUAAUAUUUUUGUUAUUUGGCUUUGAAAAUAUGUGGUAAGCCAUUAAAAGACAUUUUAUUAAACAACUCAGUAUUUUGUUAUUAAAUACAUAUGAUCUGUAAAUUCUUUGUGUAGAAAUUUUGAAGUAUUCAGUUUAAAUGCAUUAUUGGUCUAUACUUAAUAUAAAAUAUGUUUUGUUAUAAACCAUCUUGUCUACUCUUAUUUUAUUAUUAGAGUUCUUAAAUAGCAAAUUUUUUGAGCCAGUGUAUAAGAAAUGCGGUUAAAAGGGGAGGGGAAAUCAGAAAGCUUAGAAAAAGAAGGGAUUGUAGUAAUUGACAGAGCUGGUGGGUCUCCAUCCUAUGUGAUUGUCAGUCACUACAGUGUAAAAAAUAUGGAUUCUGGAAAUUGCCCCUUCCUAUUCGGGGUCAUCAAGUGUGGAAUGAUGGAUAAGGACAUCUAUGAAGUGCAGUUCUAGUGAUUUCAGCCCUGCAGGCAGUUUGAGAAUUAAAAAGGCCCAAUGUUUUUCUGUUUGUAAAAGAAUAGAAUGAGGUCUAAGAGAUUAAAGUAAGUAAAGCAAGUUCUAGAAUGUUGAACAGUAACUGAUUUUCUACUCUGGUACAAUGGGAACUUGACUAAAUGUAGUGAUGAAAAGCCACCUUUUAUAUUUUGAGUCAGUUGUUAGGUGUUUUAUUUCUUAGAAUUACCUAUUCAAAAGAAGCCUGUGGGAGGAAAAUUCUGGCCUAUUUAAUCUUCUGUACCUCUAAAUUAAGAUAUUAAAACUGUCUCCCAAUUUUUUUUUAACCCAGGAAUCUUGAACUUGUAAGUUAGAAGCAUUGAUAGAAGUUAACUGAUACUUUUGUUUCAAGGCUAUUUAUUUGUAAAACAUCUUUGUGUCAAAUGUUUUGAUAAUUCCACCCAUCUCAUUCUUUACACCAAUGCCAAGUACCUCCAUUUUAUAGAAGAGGCUUAAAGAGUUUAAAAUUUGAAAUGUGAACUUGUUCCUAGACUUUGGAACUCUGAACAUCAUACUGGGAGAGUUUUUCAGUAUCUGUUUUCUGCAAUAUACUAGAUAGAUCUGUAAUGAAUUAAAAAUUUAAAAAUAAAAGUCUUAGUAUGUGUA